This is a messenger RNA of Cuscuta europaea, 918 nucleotides long. The record is from the annotation of a GenBank genome assembly. Lineage: Eukaryota; Viridiplantae; Streptophyta; Magnoliopsida; Solanales; Convolvulaceae.
UACCUGAAACCCUUGAAAGACUUUACGUCGAUGUGCUGCUUCUUCCUUUUGGCCCAUGGAGGCCCAAACAUCUGAAUAAACAACAUCAGCUCCUUUAACAGCUUCCUUUGGGUCAUUAGUUAUUUCAAUUUUGCCAACUCCCGCUUGUUGUGCGACUUCAACCGUCUUCUGAUCAGGCUCAAACCCUUUUGGGCAAGCACAAACAAAGUGGAAAGGAAUCACAGAAGCUAACAAUAGCCAAGAGUGCACAAUGUUGUUUCCAUCUCCAACGUAGACAACCUUUGUCCCUUCAAGAUGUCCAACAUGUUCAAUUAUUGUAAGUGCGUCGGCCAUUAUUUGACAAGGAUGGUUAUAGUCUGUCAGGCCAUUGACCACAGUAUACUAGAGAAGAUGGGUUCUCUCACGCCAGGUUGGGAUUCACUGGUUUCUGAUCCUAAAGCAGUGAUGUACAAGAGAAACAAGUCAUUAACAAAGGAGGAAAUAAAUUCUUAUUGGAGAUCAAAGAAAGAGCAGAAGGAGAAGGAAUUGGAGAAGGAAGAGGAUCACUACCACCCAAGCUCAAGCUCAUCAGGGCAACUACUCAAUGAUUUCCAGGAGGGUAUUGUUGUUGACCCAGCAGAUAGUCAAAUCAGUCUGGAUAAAUUGAUCCAGACACAUGGCUGGUGGAUAAAGAGCAAUUGGGCACAUCUAAACGAGGCACCACCACCUGAGGAGGAGGCGGUUCACCGGUAUGUUUCUCAGUUUCAUGUGCCGAACAAGGCUUCUGCUGCUACCUCCGACGGCAGCUCAUCAAAUCAUCAUCUUCAUGCCUGAAUCAGCUCGUGAAUGGUGCCGGCUUGUACGUCAUGCCCUGGCCACCACGUAUUGGAUGCUUGUUUUUUUGCAGUCACACUUCUUAAUAUUUAUGUAAUGCUGCUA